CAGUCGCGCAUUACGAGCAACCGGUGAACCGUGGAGUGUGUUUAUGUCACACACAGGCUAAAACUCGAUAUCGGUUAUUUUGUAUUUACCUCACAGUGUCUAAUUUUUCAGUUUUUAAAAAGAACCGGGUUCACUGAGAACAGCUUUUAGUCAGAACCAGCGUUGUAUUUUCAUUCGUUGUAAAUAAACAUGGGAAUGAUUUUUGCUAAGCUAAUGACGGUGUUCGGAGACAGAGAGCACAAAGUGAUCAUCGUUGGCUUGGAUAACGCUGGGAAGACGACUAUCCUUUAUCAGUUCCUGACUAAAGAGGCAGUACACACCACUCCUACAAUUGGCAGCAACGUGGAGGAAAUUGCUGUGAAGAAAACACGCUUUCUUGUUUGGGACAUUGGUGGUCAGGAGGCGCUCCGGGCCAGCUGGAGUACCUACUACUGCAAUACAGAGAUUGUGAUCCUGGUGGUUGAUAGUACAGAUCGGGAGCGUUUAACACUUACAAAAGAUGAGCUUCAUCGAAUGCUUGCACAUGAGGAUCUGCAGAACGCGUCGGUCCUGGUGUUAGCUAAUAAGCAGGACAUGAAGAACAGCAUGUCACCAGCGGAGAUUUCCCACAGUCUUACUCUUGGUUCUCUCACAGCACAUUCCUGGCAUGUCCAAGCCUGCUGUGCGCUUACUGGCGAGGGUUUACUGGCGAGCCUGGACUGGAUGCGAUCUCGGGUUUUAGCCAACUAAUUAUGCAGUGGUUCACGGUAACUCUUCAGAGCCGGUCCGUGUGCCAGAUGUGCCUUCAUCCUAACUCAUCACUCAAGGCCAGAGAUGGAGUUGGCGCCAAUUCCAAAUCCAGUUCACUUGAACACGACACACCGAACGCAAGCCGUAGCCUAGUGGUUAAGGUACUGGAUUAGUAACCAGAAAGUCGCUGGUUCAAGCCCCACCACUGCCAGGUUGCUGCUGUUGAGCCCUUGAGCAAGGCCCUUAACCCUCAAUUGCUCAGACUGUACGCUGUUACUGUAAUGUGAGUCGCUUUGGAUAAAGGCGUCUGCUAAAUGCCGAAAAUGUAAAUGUAAUGUAAAUGUAAAUGAACGCACCACCUGCUCAAGCGUUUGGCGAAGUGACUCAAAUCUAGCACGUGUGUAUAAAUCCACAUGUGCGUGUGUAUUAUCUCUUUUUUAGAGGUCCGCGUUAAUAAUGUUACCAGCAGAUUGUGUUAACCAGGACGUGGGAGUUCUGGUCAAACUGAACCGUGUUUUCGCUCAGUUGCACUACAGACUAUUUUACUUCAAUACGAGUAAGGAUUACCGCCUAAGCACAACCAGUUAGUGUUAGGUUCCAAAUUUAUAUGGAAGUUGCUGCUCAGUCCUCAAGCUAUUGAAGCAUUACUUUGUGUAUAUUUGUAUUGUUAUUUAUUUGUGAUGAACACAAUGUGUUUUGAAUACGUUUUUGCAUUAUUUUGUACAGAUUAAAAUUCCAAAAAAUAAAAAACAACCUUCAAAAGGUUGGGUGGAUUUUAAAAUGAAUGUUUACAAUAGUUUCGGGCUAUAGAAAGCUUGUCUGUAACCAUGUGUUCACUUUUGCAAGCAAGAUAUCAACAGGUGACUCAUUUAUUUUCUAUCUACAUGCUUGAUACACAGCUGCAGUUGAAGCAAACAUCAUAAAGAUGGACUUGCAACAUUUAUUUGAUGCGGUUCAGCUGCAAAUCCUACUGACUUGCAGUAGAUCGAAUGGACCAAAACUAUGUCCCAAGUGUCUGAAGUCAUCCUCAGAGAUGUCAUCCUCCCAGCACGUUUGCCGAGUUUGGCUUCUAUUUUGCUAUGUGACACACACAAAAGUAGAAACACAAGCUUAGAAACAAUAAUUUUUAGAUGUUAAAUAAAAAAAGCAAAGCAUGUUGCAGUAUGUAAAUCAAUCAGCAGCAUUUCCCGGUCAUUGCCCACCCCCAAGGAAAACAGCAGCUGCUCCAUCACAUCCAGUAAAGAAAAUAAUGAAAAAUGACACUUGCUACAUGUCGCCUGGUAGUAUCAGUAUGCCCUACACUAAGAAAAUGAAAGACAUUGUGUUCAAUAUACUGUAGAUGUGCACUAAAUUAAUAUUUUAAUAUUAAUUUUAGUCACUGCACAAUAAUAGAAAUCUAUUUUGAUUGAUGACCUGUAGAAAAAAAGGCCAAUCCCAAACCCAGUCUAUAGGGCAUAAUGUGUAACUUAAAGCUUUAAUAAGUAAGAAAAUUAUGUAUGUUAUUGGACUGAACAUCUGUGGGAAAUGCUAUACGGCACACUCCGCCACCAACAUCAGCAAUUACAGUAAAAUAUUUUUGGAACAA
This is a messenger RNA of Trichomycterus rosablanca, 2314 nucleotides long. RefSeq names its product ADP-ribosylation factor-like 5C (gene arl5c). Gene Ontology annotation, molecular function: GTPase activity; GTP binding. Gene Ontology annotation, cellular component: cytoplasm; trans-Golgi network. Gene Ontology annotation, biological process: protein localization to Golgi membrane; vesicle-mediated transport; intracellular protein transport. Lineage: Eukaryota; Metazoa; Chordata; Actinopteri; Siluriformes; Trichomycteridae. The coding region runs from base 190 to 729 and encodes 179 amino acids. The record is from RefSeq and is a predicted model, not a curated record. The transcript has 6 exons.